This is a messenger RNA of Metarhizium robertsii ARSEF 23, 399 nucleotides long. Its product is annotated as reverse transcriptase. The transcript is spliced from 2 exons. The record is from RefSeq and is a predicted model, not a curated record. Lineage: Eukaryota; Fungi; Ascomycota; Sordariomycetes; Hypocreales; Clavicipitaceae. The coding region runs from base 1 to 399 and encodes 132 amino acids.
AUGUCUGAUACAAACUUAAGACCAGGAGUCUUUGAUGAUACAAUGCCGCGUCGCGGCAUUGUAAAAAGCAACGACUUGCCCCAUCUUGAAGUCGGGAUAGCUGACACCGGCGAGGAUAACGAGCAGCUCGAGGAUACCCGAUGGGAGAGCACUAAGGAGUGCUUCGACGGCCACGUCCCCGAGCCUAAGAACCUGCCGUGGAGGGAUCCUAGCAGAGUUAAGCCCUGCGGCGAAGGUGGAGACGAGACCGAGGAAACAUGCGGCACUCAGGCCUACUGCGAAUUAUUUUCUGAAAACUCAGAAAGACGCCAAGUUUCUGGUUCGCCCUAUAUCUGGACUAAGAGGCAGUGCUUUGAGGCCCACGAGAUGAACCCGGCCAUCUUCUUCCCGGAAGAUUAA